AUGCAGGAGCCCAUCGAGCUGAGGGAUCGGCAGCUGGACUCGAAGCUCGCCAGCACCAGUCAGUCCCGUGUGCAGGACGAGCAGGGGUUGGGCCGCGUGGGCAAGAAACAGAUUCUGAAGCGUCGUUUCGGGUUUCUGUCCAUCUUAGGGUUUAGUUGCACUAUCUUGGCUUCCUGGGAGGGUAUUCUUUCAACAUUCACGAUUCCGUUUGAGAAUGGCGGUCCUGCAGGGACAAUUUACAGCUUCCUCCUCGUUUGGGCGGGGACUUUCUCGACGUUCCUCACCAUGUCGGAGCUGGUUUCGAUGGCCCCGACAUCUGGUGGACAGUAUCACUGGGUGUCGAUGAUGUCUCCUAAGUGGUGUCAAAAAUAUCUCAGCUUUCUCACGGGCUGGUUAAUUGUCAUCGGUUGGCUGGGUGCGUUCGCGUCCACCUGCUAUCUCAGCGCCUCGCAGAUCCAAGGCCUGGUGGUCUUGAACCACCCUUCCUACGUCCCCACGGCCUGGCAAGCAGUGCUUCUGUUCUGGUUCAUCGUAGCUGCUGCAGUGUUCGUCAACGUGAUGGCUAGUACCAUGCUGCCGAAAUUUGAAGGUUUUGUCCUGAUCCUGCAUCUCGUCGGGUUUUUCGCAAUCGUCAUUCCCCUCUUAUAUCUGGGCAACCACAACUCAGCUUCCGAUGUGUUCGGGCAGUUCGCCAACGAUGGUGGAUUCCAGACCGAGGGAUUGUCGUUUCUGGUCGGCAUGGUCGGGAACAUGUUCGCCUUUACCGGUGCCGAUGCUGCGGUUCACAUGAGUGAAGAGAUCCACGAUGCCGAAAAGGUCGUGCCGCAAUCUAUCCUCACCUCGGUUCUCAUCAACGGCUUGUUAGGUUUCGGGAUGACCCUAUCCACUCUCUUCACCAUGACCGACGCCACAGCCGCUCUGGCGUCCCCCACCGGCUACCCAUACAUGGAGAUCUUCUGUUCAGCCACCAGCUCGAUCGGCGGAUGUACCGUGAUGUCCGCCAUCGUUCCCAUCCUAGUGAUCACUACCGCCGUAGGCUCCCUGGCAUCUUCCUCUCGCAUGGUAUGGUCCUUCGCCCGAGACCGUGGUCUCCCCGGAUGGCGCUUUCUUAGCAGAGUCAACGCCCAAGCGGUCCCCCAGUGGUCUAUCCUCGUCGUGACUAUCGCCGCCGUCCUCCUCGCCCUGAUCAUCCUCGGCUCCGCAGCCGUACUCAACGAUGUCGUCUCCCUCUGCGUCAGCGCCCUCUACACCUCCUACUUGAUAUCCGCCUUUCUGCUGAUCUGGAAGCGCUGCACGGGCGGAAUCCGCGAACAGUCCGAAAUGCCCGUCGACACACUGGUGAACACCCCCGGCGCGCCUCUCGCCUGGGGCCCGUUCCACAUCCGGGGCGCUUUGGGGCUCGCGAUCAAUGCAUUCACGGUCGUGUAUCUCACGGUCGGCGUGUUUUUCAGCUUUUGGCCCGAUGAGAUGAACCCCACGCCCAGUACGAUGAAUUGGGCGGUUGUGGGUACUGCGGGAACCAGUUUGGUUAGUACGCUGUACUAUGUCUUUUGGGCGAAGUAUGAAUAUACGGGUCCGGUGGUGGAGAUUGAUCGGGAUUGAUUGACAAGGGGUGGGUGAGAGGGAACGAGGGGGUGCGGUCGUAUUUGUUUCGGCGUCCUGAGGUUGGCGGGAUAAAUCAAGCUCCAUGCGAUGGGAAGUGCUAAUAAUUGAAAGAAUGUCAUUCGGAAGACCUCAGGAGUGCAAGACAUGGACGAACAACUGGUCAAUAGUGUCAGCUCUUGAUCUAAGCCGUUGAUCUUUCCACAUGUCAGUCCCUUCGUAUUAAUCAGUCAAGUUCCAAUCAAUGAUAUCACAAAUUGGAAGCGGAUUCCCAGAUGAAAUUCUUUCAAAGUCGGCGACAAGAUCCACAGUUUUGUACAACUCGCCCCACUGCCUAGGUACUAGACAACACCAUAAAAAUAUCUAGGACUGUCCAGACCGAGGCGCGUCUUGA
Molecule: messenger RNA, 1996 nt
Organism: Aspergillus heteromorphus CBS 117.55
Lineage: Eukaryota; Fungi; Ascomycota; Eurotiomycetes; Eurotiales; Aspergillaceae
Product: GABA transporter
Exons: 8
Coding region: 1-1602 (533 amino acids)
Biological process (GO): transmembrane transport
Cellular component (GO): membrane
Molecular function (GO): transmembrane transporter activity
Source: RefSeq, a predicted model, not a curated record